Messenger RNA from Eremomyces bilateralis CBS 781.70, 1665 nucleotides. RefSeq names its product BAR-domain-containing protein. The coding region runs from base 205 to 1494 and encodes 429 amino acids. Gene Ontology annotation, cellular component: Rvs161p-Rvs167p complex; medial cortex; actin cortical patch. The record is from RefSeq and is a predicted model, not a curated record. Lineage: Eukaryota; Fungi; Ascomycota; Dothideomycetes; Eremomycetales; Eremomycetaceae. Gene Ontology annotation, biological process: plasma membrane tubulation; endocytosis; actin cortical patch localization. The transcript has 6 exons. Gene Ontology annotation, molecular function: lipid binding; protein binding.
CGUAGCGCCCUGCUGCUCCCUGCCAGGCUGAGUGGCACCAAAACGGUAAAAGAUAUUCGUAUCCCACCAGGGCCUCACCGAAUCUUCCGGCGCUGCUGACGCGCUUCUGUCUCAAUUACCUUCUUCACUAUCAUCUACCCUUUCACCACGAAGAUACUUUGUUUCCCACCAAUUCCGAGCAAUCCGCCGAAACCUACAGAAACCAUGAGUUGGAAAGGCUUCCAGAAAGGUGUCACACGGGCACCUCAAACGUUCAAGCAGAAGUUCAAUAUCGGCGAACUCACCAAAGACCCGAUCUAUGUCGAUGCCGAGCGCCGUUUCGAAGAAUUGGAACAGGAGACGAAAAGGCUAAAAGAUAAUUCGGAGAGGUAUACGGGUGCGAUCAACUCGAUGCUCAACCAUCAAAUAGAAUUCUCGAAAGCCUGUGCGGAACUCUAUAAGCCGAUUUCCGGACGCAUGUCGGAUCCCGACUCGUUUGUCCAGGAAGGCAAUCCAGAAGGGAUUCGAGCAUGCGAGGAAUACGAAUCGAUCGUCCGGGAUCUGCAGGAGACGCUGAAGCCGGAGUUGGAGAUGAUCGAGGCGCGCGUCAUCAAACCGGCCGACGAGCUCCUGGAGAUUAUCAAGCUGGUGCAGAAAACGGCGAACAAACGGGAUCAUAAGCAGCUCGAUUACGACCGCCGCCGCGCUACGCUGAAGAAAUUACAGGAGAAGAAGGACAAGACCCUUAAGGACGAGAAAGCGCUCUACAAAGCCGAGAAUGAUGUGGAGCAGGCGACGCAGGACUUCAAUUACUUCAACGACCUCCUCAAAACCGAGCUGCCGCAACUUUUCCGAUUCGAGCGCGACUUCAUCAGCCCCCUCUUUCAAUCCUUUUACUACAUGCAACUGAACGUUUUCUACACACUGCACGAGAAGAUGCAGUCCAUCGACAUCGGAUACUUCGACCUCGCCCUCGACAUCGAAGGCGCAUUCGCCAAGAAACGAGGGGACGUCCAGGAGCAAGCCGAGAAGCUCUCCAUCGUCCGCCCCAAGGCCGCGGCCGGCAAACCGAAACCCGGCAUAUCGAAAUACGUGAGCAAAUACGCCAAGAACCCCACGUCGUCCUCCGCCUCCACCGCCAAUCCAGAGGACGGCAUCGACAACCCUCCACCACCAUACAGUCCCGUCACGCAUUCCUCGCUCUCCUCUCCGUCUGGCCACCUCGCACCCCCCGGCGCAGCCACCGGCUCCACACCAUUGUCAACCGCCGCCGCCGGGAAAGCCAAACCGCCGCCGCCGAAACCCAAGCCAAGGCGACUGAGCGGCGCGCCACCGCCGGAGACCGUGACGGCGUUGUACGAUUACGAAGCGCAGGCGGAAGGCGAUCUGAGUUUUUUGACGGGCGAUGUCAUUGAGAUCAUCCAGCGCAGUGAGAAUUCGAAUGAGUGGUGGACGGGGAAGCUCAAUGGGAAGCAGGGGAAGUUUCCAGGUAAUUAUGUGCAACUCAAGUCAUGACACGAUGGCGGUACCUCAAGACUCGGACCUGGUGUUUUGGGUUGGCUUGGUUUUACAUUGUGUACGAGAGCAGCAUUUUUCAGCGUUUGAAUGCGAAUUAGAUAAGGGAUGGUGUUCAGGUAGGAUGCCUUACCGCCUACGGGUCACAUUGGACGCACUCACGAUAAGCAU